UGUGAUUGGCCAGACGGCCUGUAGCUCAACCGAUCUUGACAGAGGCGGAAGGGGCGGGACUUAACAAUACAGAGGCUCAUCAUGGCGGGAUGCAUGAAAAUGACAAACGGUGUCCCCUCUAUAAGACCCACAUUAACCGUUUUCAUGGUGCUACUUAUCAGUUUACCUCAGACAUCAGGACACCAGGAUACGGGUAACAAACAUCCCGUAACUGAUCUCGAGGAUGGAAAGGAGUACGUUAUGUCAGGGUCCAAAAGUUUCUGUUACAAAAACUCUGUGGUGCCGACUUGGAGGCAAACAUGGACAAGAAUUCAGGUCAAAGUGUGGAGUCCAAACGUGUUUAAGGUGGAAACUGUUGCGGGUGAGGAGGAGCUGCAGGAGCUGGACCGCUUCAGUGUCUGGGGCUGGUUUCAGGGCUUGUUACGUGAGCGGCACAAUGAAACCACUAUUAACAUCAAUCUGUUCAGCAAGAAGAUGUGCUUCAAGGUCGAUCCUGCUGACAAAACACAGUACACUGUCAAGCCCUUUCGUAAGUUUGAUAUCUAUCUGUUUUUGGUUUUCUUCGCUGGAGCUACUUUGUUUGUCUUUGCAGGAUCACUCAGCAGGAGUCAAGUUUUCUUCUACUCUGCUGGUAUGAGCACAGGCCUGAUUGCCUCGCUCAUCAUCCUCUUUUUCAUUUUGGCACGCUUUUUGCCAAAGAAAAGCCCUUUUUAUGUCUUGAUUGUUGGCGGCUGGUCGUUUUCUGUGUACGCCAUCCAACUUGUCUUCAGGAACCUCGGCGUAAUUCUGCGGGAACACUGGAACGUGGCAUUAGGUUAUGUAACAGUGGUGGGAUUCAUCACUUUUGCUGUGUGUUACCGUUACGGUCCUCUGGUGGAUGCGAAGAGCAUUAACAUCUUGUCAUGGACGCUGCAGCUAUUUGGCCUGCUCCUGAUUUAUUUAGGGAUUCAAAUUCAGCAAGUUGCCAUCGCCAUCAUCGUGGCAGCUUUGUUCUCGAAACAUCUGGAGUACCCAGUCUUUCUGACAGUUGCUGCAUGGAGGAAAAUGAAACGGUAUAUUCACUGGAAGCCGGAGCCACGUCGCCUGUUGACGGAGGAAGAGUUUCAAAAGCAGGGGGAGGAGGAGACUUUGCGUUCUCUGGAGGAGUUGAGGAAACAUUGCAACAGCCCAGAGUUCAGCCCAUGGAAGACAGUGUCCAGGCUUCAGUCCCCAAAAAGGUUUGCUGAUUUCAUCGAAGGGUCUCCUCACUUGAUGUCAAAUGAGGUGUCUGUUCACGUGCAGGAAUACGGCUUUGGAGGAUCCUUUUUUGAGGAUGAGUUUUUUGACACAGACGACGAAGAAGAAGAAGACGCUAUUAAGCCUAUGAUGAUACCGGAGUGAGACAGCAGUUUGUUAAGAGACGUACGAAAACAGAGACAAUUAAAUAAUUGCCUUACAGAAGGGUAGCCGGAGAACGGCUCUCCGUGGCUUCAAUGCAAACGUCUAGACUGACCAAGUGAUUACUGUGGAGGCUGGAUUAAGAAAACUUUGGAUUGGGAUAUCGGUCAGACGAGCCACCUUGAGUGGCGGCUCUCUACGGAAAACAGGCAGAACAGUGUGGUCAGAUCUGUUAUCGCCAUAAAAAAUGACAAAGUAAUGUAGUUUCAAAGAAUGUGCAUUAACGCCAAUCUCUUCUUCUUUAGGGAACAAAGGCCUCUGUUAAAAUCGUGGUUACAAAUACUGUGACGCUCUGUGAUUAGGACCUUUUUUGGAGGUCAAAGCAAUUUAACUUUUUACUGUGUGAUGGGAGUUUGUGUUGUCUUUAGCGUGGAAAAGGAUUUUAAGUUUUAGUUUUUUUGAAACGUGUUCACAGCCCUUAGCCUCUAAAUGGGUUCACCGCAGCGAAAUGCAAUGAGCGUCCAGAUAACAUGUUAAGUACACCAUGUGAUACGUUCUCACCUUUUUGAGCUGUAGCUUGAUAUGGUGGUUAUCAUUCUAUCACUCUCCUCAGGGAGGAAAAGUUUGUUCAAGUUUGUAUUUCAUUGUUUUCUUUUUAAUGGCCGUAAAUUGGAGGAAGUGUCCCCGAAAUAUUUUGAAUAAAAUAUAUACUU
This is a messenger RNA of Anoplopoma fimbria (sablefish), 2090 nucleotides long. It is a transcript of the gene nemp1, whose product is annotated as nuclear envelope integral membrane protein 1. The record is from RefSeq and is a predicted model, not a curated record. Gene Ontology annotation, cellular component: nuclear envelope. The coding region runs from base 82 to 1380 and encodes 432 amino acids. The transcript is spliced from 9 exons. NCBI's taxonomy places the organism in Eukaryota, Metazoa, Chordata, Actinopteri, Perciformes, Anoplopomatidae.